This is a messenger RNA of Etheostoma spectabile (orangethroat darter), 1125 nucleotides long. Its product is annotated as cytochrome P450 2J2. Gene Ontology annotation, biological process: xenobiotic metabolic process. Gene Ontology annotation, cellular component: cytoplasm; intracellular membrane-bounded organelle. Gene Ontology annotation, molecular function: iron ion binding; heme binding; oxidoreductase activity, acting on paired donors, with incorporation or reduction of molecular oxygen, reduced flavin or flavoprotein as one donor, and incorporation of one atom of oxygen. The record is from RefSeq and is a predicted model, not a curated record. Lineage: Eukaryota; Metazoa; Chordata; Actinopteri; Perciformes; Percidae.
CUAUACGAUUCAUUCCCAGCACUGAUGAAACGCCUGCCGGGGCCUCACAAUGGCAUCUUCAGUAGCUCCAAAUGUCUGAAGGCAUCUAUCAGGACAGAGAUAGAGAAGCACAAGUUGGAUCUGGACCCCAGCAACCCCCGAGAUUACAUCGACACCUUCCUGAUAGAGCAGAAUCGCAACAGAAACAGUGAACUUGGUUUUGACGAUGGCAACCUGGUUCUGUGUUGUCUGGAUCUGUUCCUGGCUGGUGGCGAAACCACUUCGAAGACCCUACAGUGGGGGCUCAUCUAUCUCAUCAAGAACCCUCAUAUCCAGGACAAAGUCCAGGCAGAGAUAGACAGAGUGAUCGGACGAACCCGACUUCCCAGAAUGGCAGACAGACCUAACCUGCCCUACACCGACGCUGUCAUCCACGAGAUCCAGAGGAUGGGAAACAUUGUUCCCCUCAAUGGACUUAGAAUGGCUGCCAAGGACACAACACUGGGUGGUUACGUCAUACCCAAGGGAACUUCAGUGAUGCCCAACCUGACUUCUGUGCUAUUUGACAAGACUGAAUGGGAGACGCCAGACACCUUUAAUCCUGGACACUUCCUGGAUGCUGAAGGGAUGUUCGUGAGGAGGGAUGCAUUUUUACCGUUCUCUGCAGGAAAGCGUGCAUGUCUGGGUGAAGGCCUGGCAAGAAUGGAGCUGUUCUUGUUUGUUGUCAGUUUGUGUCAGAAGUUUUAUUUUUCCACUCUGGAUGGACUUGAGCUGAGUACAGAGGGAGUCAUUGGAGCCACACGCACACCAUACCCCUUUAAGAUCUAUGCCCAUGCCCGCUAAACCCUGCAACCUGUCCUCUAAUAUAGACCGUACGCUACAGUAAAGCCAAAAAGACCACACAUGCAGCAUCCGUGGCUAAUUUUUAUAUAAGUACCAUUCGUCUUUUUUUAGAAAGACUCGGUUUUCAGAGGCAAAUUCUCCUUAUGCCUGUAAAUAAAGGGCACAAACAAAGAGAAAUGUCUGUUUUUCAAAAUAACCAUGUAUGUGUAAACUGGGACUAAAUGUGUGUCAAUGUCUAUCUGAUGAGCAGGUGGCCACACUGUGUGAAUGGUUCCUGUACUAUGUAAAAGCGCUUUGAGUAGU